Molecule: messenger RNA, 3499 nt
Organism: Morus notabilis
Lineage: Eukaryota; Viridiplantae; Streptophyta; Magnoliopsida; Rosales; Moraceae
Product: receptor-like protein Cf-9
Exons: 1
Coding region: 67-3180 (1037 amino acids)
Molecular function (GO): protein binding
Source: RefSeq, a predicted model, not a curated record
AGAUCAUAGAUAACUGAUCAAACAACGAAUUACGUAUUUGUUUCUCUCCCUUCCAAAAUUGCGCCAAUGAUGAGAACUCCUCCAGCCUUUUCAUGGUUAUAUAAUUUCUUGAUGAUGAUCAAUAUAUGCUCAACAUUAAUAUUACUACCACUGCUCAGCUUGCAAGCAACAGCAGCAGCAGCAGCAGCAGCAGCAGCAGCAGGCCAAUCAUGUCUGAGCCACGAGCGAUCUUUGCUGCUCCAGUUGAACAACACCCUCACAUUCGAUCUUGAUCCGCUGCCAUGGGAUCGGAGUACGGAUUGCUGCACUUGGGACGGCGUACGCUGUCAAGAGGGACGUGUUGUUGGUCUUGAUCUCAGCAACAAAUUUAUCAGCGGUGGAUUGACGCACAACUCCAGUCUCUUCCAAUUUCAAUACCUCAAGACCCUGGAUCUCUCUCUUAACAACUUCAGCACUCCGAUGCCGUCGAGCUUUGGUAAUCUAACCAGCUUGACUCAUCUGAAUUUGGCAGACUCUGGUUUUGUUGGGCAAAUCCCGAUCGAGUUGUCGCGCCUCACAAACUUGGUUACUCUUGAUUUUACGACCACGUUGCUGAUCGUCUUUCCGCGAUCUCCUUUGCUGAAAGUUCAUCAGUCAAACUGGAGCAUGUCCUUUCAGAACCUCACAAAGCUAGAAGAACUGCAUCUUGACUUUGUAGACAUGUCUGCCGCUGGGAAGGAAUGGGGCCGAGUCUUUUCAUCCUCACUCCCAAAUCUUCGAGUGCUGACCAUGACCGGUUGUUCUCUCUCAGGCCCUAUUCAUCACUCGCUUCGGAACCUACACUCCUUGUCCUCGCUUUGCCUGGACGGCAACCCUUUGUCUUCUCCAGUCCCAAGGUUCAUUGCAAAUUUCCCACGGUUAACUUCCCUGAAACUCAGCAAUUGCGGGCUCUACGGAACAUUUCCCCAAGAGAUCUUCCAGGUACCUUCACUGGAGUACGUUGACGUAUCAUUCAAUCCAUUGCUUCAAGGUUCUUUUCCAGAAUUUCCCCAAAACAAUUCUCUUCAGUACCUAGAGCUCAGUAAUACUAGUUUUUCAGGGAGAAUCCCAACAUCCAUCAAUAAUCUUGCAAAUUUGUCCACUCUUGACCUUUCCAAAAGCCGGUUCAAUGGGUCAGUUCCAAAUUUUAUGCUCACCAAGUUGGUUUACUUGGACUUGUCCGCUAACAAAUUCACUGGUCUAAUCCCCUCAUCUCUGUUUAAAGCUGCAUCAUUGGAAAGGAUUGACCUUUCCGACAAUGAAUUUCAUGGCCAACUUCCUGACUUUCCAAACGUGUCUCCCUCCCUUCUCCAAUAUCUCUAUUUGGGUGGGAACAACCUCGAAGGGCCUAUUCCAAUGUCCAUCUUUGAACUCAAAAAUCUUUCAUAUCUAUCACUCCCUUUCAAUAAUCUCAACGGCACCAUACAACUAGAAAGCACUCUUAAGGAGCUUGUCAAACUCAUUGAGCUUGACCUUUCAUUCAACAACUUAUCUGUGGCCGUCGACGCAUACGCCGCUGCUCCUUCUUCCUUUCCAGAGGGCCUUAGCACGUUAUCUCUGGCUUCUUGUAGACUGAACGUCUUUCCAAACCUGAAGAAUCACUCAAGUUUAACUUCUUUGGAUCUUUCAAACAACCAAAUACAUGGGACGAUACCAAAUUGGGUCUGGAAUUUGGGGUUCGAGAGUUUUGGGCUUACUGUUCUGAAUCUUUCACAUAAUCAUCUAGAGGGAAUACAAGAACCUUACUCUCCUCCUAUGUAUCUCAACAUUCUUGAUCUGAAUUCUAACCAAAUCCAUGGAAAGCUACCCACUCUACCCCCAAGUGCCGACUAUAUAGAUUUUUCUAGCAAUAAUCUUCAUUCUUCCAUUCCAUUUGACAUUGGUAAAAACCUUUCUUCCAACUUUUUCCUCUCCCUUUCACACAAUGGCCUUACAGGAGUCAUACCCCAAUCAAUAUGCGAAAUGACCAGCGCUAAGUUUGUUGAUUUUUCUAGUAAUAACUUGAGUGGUAAAAUACCUGAAUGCAUGUAUACAAUGACUAGUACGUCUCUGAUAGUACUAAAUCUACGGGGGAAUCAUUUAAGUGGGGCAAUUCCGGACUCUUUUGCAGCUGGUUGUGUUUUGAGGACCCUAGAUCUCCAUGGAAAUUCAAUGGAAGGAAAAAUUCCAAAAUCAUUGGCCUAUUGCACUGGGUUGGAGGUUUUGGACCUGGGCAAUAAUCAACUGAUUGACGAAUUCCCGUGCUUCUUGAACAACAUAUCCUCCUUGCAAGUUCUCAUUCUGCGAGCCAACAAGUUCCGUGGAAGCAUCGGAUGUCACAACGCCAACAUCAAUGAAUCCAGCUGGGCAAAGCUUCAAAUAAUUGAUCUGGCUCACAACAGUUUCAGCGGUCAGCUACCAGGACGCAACUUCUUGACAAAUUGGAAGGCAAUGAUGUCCUCCCCGGAUGAAAAGCUCAGUCACCUGCAGAUUGCAGUUUGGAAAGAUUUGAAUUAUGUGGUCUCAACUGCAAUUACCAUGAAGGGUCAAGACACGCUUUUGGUGAAAAUCCUGACGGCCGAGACCUGCAUUGACUUCUCAAGCAACGAUUUCAAUGGGCCAAUUCCAGAGGAAUUUGGAGCUCUUAGAUUGCUCUAUGUUCUCAACUUGUCGAGUAAUGCAUUCUCAGGCCCAAUUCCAGGGUCCCUUGGCGAAUUACAAUCUCUGGAGUCAUUAGACCUCUCAUGGAACGAGCUCAGUGGCACAAUUCCCACAUCACUUGCAAGCCUUAAUUUCCUCUCGCAUCUCAACCUAUCCUUCAACAAACUGGUCGGGAUGAUUCCGUCUGGAACUCAGUUUCAAACAUUCUCGGCCAAUUCUUUUAUUGGAAAUCGAGGAUUGCACGGUUGCCCUUUGACCACAAACUGCACACCAGCAGAUCAUCAGAGUCCACCUUCCGGUGAUGACAAGUCCCAUUCAACACACUCUGAGUCGAAAAAGAUCGAUUGGGAUCUCUUAAGCGUUGAAAUCGGAUUUAUUGUUGGAUUCGGAAGUCUCAUCGGACCCCUUGUGUUUUGCAAGAGAUGGAGAAACUUGUAUUACGAAACAGCUGAGGAUGUUGCUUUCAGAAUCCUUCCCUUGGCUGUCACAAGGAAGUGGUUGUCAUGGACGACUACUCGUUAGGCGUUAGCUAUAAAAUGAUGCAUAUCUCCUACUUCAUGCAUGCUGUGGUUUGGAUGAUGAAAACUACUAAUUUUAUGACAUCAAGUAAUGUUAGUGUCUACUUUUGAUCUGUAACACAAGUGUUAUCCUGUCGUCAUACUUGCUAUUGUCAUUAAGAAUAUAUGUGAUGCAAUAAUAUAUUUAGUCUUAAUCAAGUUUCUAUCUUACAAUAAUAAACCAGAGGACGAAAUAAGCUAGUAGGAAUUGCUUGUAUUUGAGUGUCCUUGUCAUCCAACUGGAAGAAAUAAUAGAUGAUAAAACUCAGAACUUCUUAAAUCUU